This is a messenger RNA of Diaporthe batatas, 1221 nucleotides long. RefSeq lists its product as uncharacterized. The coding region runs from base 1 to 1221 and encodes 406 amino acids. The record is from RefSeq and is a predicted model, not a curated record. NCBI's taxonomy places the organism in Eukaryota, Fungi, Ascomycota, Sordariomycetes, Diaporthales, Diaporthaceae. The transcript has 3 exons.
AUGCUCUAUAACUCCACCGCUUCCGUGGCGAUCUCGGUUGUGCCAAGGCAGGCCGCCGAGGUUGGGACCAUCGCCAUCAUAGGCUUCGUACUCAGUAUCAUUGGUACUAUUCUGAGCGGAUUCUUCAUGGCGAAUGCUGUAAUCGGAUACGACAAGCCAACUGGUUACCAUCCACCGCCAAGGGAAUGGGGUGUGCCAUGGGAGUUUUCCCUUGCUACAGGAAUGGAUGGUGCUAGCAGAAAUGGGAGUAAGAAGCUUGAGGGAGCAGGGGGCCCAUUUCCCACUGUGCAUCUGUUACCAUCUCAUUUCACUUAUCACUGCACAUUGUCCCCGGUCAUCUUGAUACCAGAUCCCGCACGUGCGACUAACCUCAUGACCGGCAGCAAUGACAACGGCAUCUACUUGGGCAGUUCCAAAGACCGCAACUUGUACGCGAUGCCAAAUAGAGCGCUCUCCCUUGAGAUUUUCCCAAACAAUGUCCACAAACACGAGGGCCAAUUUGCGACAUUUGCUAUACUAGCAGCGAAAGGCAAUGGCAGAGAUCCAAUUUGCAUCGUAGACAUGGGCCUUGCCAAACCGAACUACCAUAGUGGAGUGUACCGCAAGCACACCAACGGUUCAGCGCCAUGUUUUUGGCUCGGUGGAUAUGGCGUACAAGGCCUACAGGUGCAUCUGCCAUCGCAUACUCUCGGACAGACUUCAAUCCCCCUGGAAGAUAUCAAGAAGACCAAUGAAAGCUGCCACGACUACUUCUGCGGCCGUCCCGCAGUCCUGAGCCUCUGGGACACACUACCGGAGCAGCACAAGGUCCCCAAGCUCCUCGUUACCGACCUGCAGAAGCGGUCCGGGAGGACGAUCAACGACACCAUCGCGUUGCACAAAAAGAAUAACCUGAAGGAGCCCGGCACGGGGAGCCUUGCUUCUCGUGGCAUCCCGGACCCCCAUGAGAACACCGUCACCAUCGCUCACGAGUUGGAAGGUCUCUCGGCCAUUGCCCUCUGCGAGAAUGCGUUGUCAGUGGGCCCGGACUUUGUCAAUAUCCCCGAGGGCAAGUUCUGCCGCAUGUCAGAUAAGACACUGUGGCCUACCUGCGACGACAAGACACAUGUGGGCCCAAAGGAUGAUUGCUUUGUGGUUGAAUCGAGACAGCUAGUUGUGGGGGGCAAGGUGACGCGCGGCACGCCGUACAGGAAGGAAGUACACUUCCCUCUGGUGGACUAG